GACGCCUCAGUCAAGUCGUCGACUGCUUCCACUCGCGUGGGGAUUCGGUAUUUUCAUAGGUGCGCUGGCGGCAAGCUGCUGCUGAUUCGGUCAUGAUUCAUCAACCCACAUUCGAGGAGGAUGCGGCCUGUUUGGCUGGGAGCCUGGGAGGCGAUGGCCACUUCACGUGUACUGCCGUGCCGUCACAGUCACAGCGCAGCACCGACCCCCCCAAGCCAAACCAAUGCCGCCCCGCAGGACCACGCACCGACCGACGCAGGUCCGGCUCGGCUCGGGCUCAGCUCGUUUCCUGAAGGUCGGGAACCAUGGACUGCGGGUUCGUUGAGUGAAGGAUCGUCCAGCCAGGCACCCUCGCGUUCUUCCCCUCCAAUACCACCCCUUCCCUCCUCUCCUCCGUCGAAUCCUCGCGUUCCUAUCCUCGUUUGCUCAUGCUGCUUCGGGUCAGCGACACUUGGGUGGGAGCCGGCGAGUUCCGCCAUAAAAAAAUGCCUCUGGAGCGGCAAUCCCCCCCGGCACAUUAAUUGAAGGCCAGGAGACCGUCCGCCGUCCGGCGGACCAUCCGCUGACCGCGGAUCGUGUAAAGAUACUGUAUGUUUCAGACGGGCGUCCAGGCUCUGCUCGUGCUGCCGUCCGUCCCAACAUUGGAACGUUUCGGUCCUUCGGAUCCGCGCUCGGAGUGGCACUCCCGUGAUAUCCGCGCUCACCACCCCCCCUGAUAUUUACAACUCAAUUCCCGUCCCCCGGCGCGAAUCGUCUGAGCACCUUACCGCACCUUGCCGCACCGUGCCGCACCUUGCCGCACCUUGCCGCGGCCUUGAAGUAGUAGUAGUACCGCAGCAUACUUCUCCGCACUAGUUGUAUCCGCAGCCCUCGAGUAGAGUCGGCAGAAGGCCCCGAGUAAGGCGUCACGGAUUACGAGACGCCUGCCGCUAGGAAGUCAAAUCCCAAGGCGCGAUUCCCAACUCUGGAGUCGGACUGCACGGACCUCAAAGGCCGUCCUCAGGGAAGCUCAAGAGUUCAAUAUACACGCUAAGCGGUGGCGUCUCGGCUCAGCCGUUUCGAUUCGAAUCCCACCUCCAAGAUAGCGUCCGCUUGGGCGGCAACCCUAGGAACUGCUUACUACUAGGGUCGCUGGGAGGUGCUUCGAGGCCGCCAUGCCGCGUUCGUCUGAAGCAAUGGGUUCGAAUUCUCCACCGCACAAGGCGUGGUCCCGAGAGGAGGACGCGGUUCUGCUGCGCCAUGCGCUGCAUUGCGGCACGAGGCGGUGGGGAGCGCUGGGAAGGAGCGGUCGUCUGAAGAGAAACAACAAGUCGUGCUGUAACCGCUACAUCUUCCUCAGAAGGAAGUUCCUCGACCGCUUUCAGCAGCACCUCUGGAGGGAACACUUGCACGCCGCCGCACCCCCCUGCCGCAUUCCCAUGGCUCAGAGUCCGCCCCUACAUCAUGGCCAGCAGCAGCAGCAGCAGCAGCAGCAGCAGCCAGCUAGACCGUCUGAGUCACCUCCACAAGCGCUUGCGUUCGGUGGGCUGUCGUUUGAUGAGUGCAGGAGCGUCUUCCUCUCACCCAAUUCCCGCCAAGCAGCAGCCCAAGCCGACCUCUCGUCUGCCUUCGCCUCUGCCGCUGCCUCCCAUGCCGCUGCCUCCCAUGCUGCUGCCUCCUUUACCGCUCCUCUCUCCACUGCUGCUGGAGCCAGCGCUGCUGUCCUGGACGCCACCGCUGCCUUCUAUGAGGUGAUGGGCGCAGCUCUGAGCGCCGACCCUGCAGUGGUGAGCGCAGCUCUGAGCGCCGACCCUGCAGUGGUGAGCGCAGCUCUGAGCGCCGACCCUGCAGUGGUGAGCGCAGCUCUGAGCGCCGACCCUGCAGUGGUGAGCGCAGCUCUGAGCGCCGACCCUGCUGCCUCCGAUGCCGCUGCAGCGGUGAGUGCAGCGACCGGCCCCUGCUCAGCUGCCAUCGACGUGCCCAAGAAGCGCUCAAGGGAGGGCUGCAGCACGGGGCUUGGGGCCGACCCACCAGUGCGGGGCGGAGCUGAGAAUGGGGCGGCCCGCGACGACCCUGCAUUCAGCUGCGAGGACCCUGGCUUCAGCGUGCCAUCUGCAGCACUGUCAGCGCCGCUGUCCACCCAACUUGCUGUGCUGGCCGGCUGUGGUCCCGGGAAGGUGAGGCGGUGCUACGGAGGGACUGCCCUCACCAAUGCUUGGGAUGGAGGGCAGGAGCUGACCCCGUCGACUGACACCUGCACCGAGGUGCAACGCAAUGGGUCUCUCUUUCUCGACACGUGCCACUUGGUGCACCAACUCCCUCUCCUCAUGCAAGAAGCCCAGCCAGACCAGGGCUCUCUUCCGCUUCCCACGUCCCCACCUCACCUGUGGCUGUCUGGUUCCUUCCCUGCCGCCCACCUGCCCGUGCCACCCCUGCCAUCCGCCUUCACCCCCUGUGCUCCCUCCCACCUGCCCUUGGUGAGUGAGCCUGAGGGACGGGCGCUGGCAGUCCCAGCUGCUGGGGCAGCCAUGGCAGAGUGGGCGGUGGAGCAGCGAGGAAGCGGGGAGGGAGUUGCUGAAUCGCACUGCCCCCAUCAGCAGCAGCAGCCGCAGCAUCACCUGCAGCAGCAGCCACAGCAUCACCUGCAGCAGCGGCAGCAGCGGCAGCAGCAGUUCCCAGACCUUCACGUGUGUGCACGCAUGUACUCGUGUUCAUUGCACCAGUCCCUGCCACAGCCUCGACCACACGUACCGCCACAGCCACUUCAAGAGCCACUACCACACCCACUGUCACACCCACCGCCGCAGCCAGUGCCGCAUGCUCUUCUGCAGCCUCUCCAUUCCCAGCAGCCAGUGCACAAGGACUGUGCAAACACCCCUCAAGGUGCCAUGCGAAUGAUUGCGAACCCAAGGGGUUCGCGCAUGCGCACGCUCAUGCCGCGCCCGCUGCCACGCUCACUGCAGCAAUCUUUGCCACACUCCCUGCCAGGCACUUCGCUGGUGCAUGGGGGUUUAAUCCAUAUACCAGGGGAGUUAAGGAAUCGUGGCGGUGCUUCCGUACCUCGGAUGCAGGAUACUGUGGAAGCUCACAUGGCUUCCGAAUAUCUCAACACGACGAACCACUACUUUAAUUCGUACGGAGGUUCCACGACAAGUGUACUUGAAGUUAGGGGGCCAACCACUUCGAGGCCCAUGAUUGGUUGGGGGUUCGACAUGCCAGACAGUGGCAAUGAGCUGAGGAGAAUAUGCAGCUUCACUAGUACAUACGCAUCCCCUCUUUAUACUCCCUCGCAAUGUGCCUUUGCUCAAAGCUCUUGUGCAUAUUCUGGCUAGGUUUGCAAUGCGUUUGACUAAGAUGCCCUUUACUUGAUAGA
Messenger RNA from Closterium sp. NIES-67, 3352 nucleotides. NCBI's taxonomy places the organism in Eukaryota, Viridiplantae, Streptophyta, Zygnematophyceae, Desmidiales, Closteriaceae. The record is from the annotation of a GenBank genome assembly.